AACUAUUAAGCUUUCCCAUUCACAAACUAAGCUCAGACACAAAACUCAUUCCUUUAAAUGGUACCAGGAAUCUUCACUUGUGCAGUUUACUCGGAUGAUUGCAUCUUCGAGGACCCAACAAUCAGCUUCCAGGCCUGGUAGAUUGGUGGGAUCAGCUUCUUCUUAUGUAUCUGACUUGGAGAUUUAGACAAACAAAUAUUUCCGAUUAAAGACAAGAGCUUUUGCUUUUGUUUCUGCUCUAUGUUCUUGCGUCGAGGAAUUCGGUUGUUUGCCACAGAAUCUGGGAGCAAGACAACAUGGGAUCCUCUCCAUUCCCUUGAGCUUAAUCACCCAUCUCUUGUUCUGCUCGAGAAAUGCAGUUCAAGGAAUCAAUUCAAGCAGAGUUUGGCAAAGAUCAUGCGUGUCAAUCUCAUAGGCGAUACAUUUCCCAUGAGCCGUCUAAUCUUUUUCUCAGCCGUCACAUAUCCACAGAACAUCGACAUGGCGAAGCUUCUGUUUCUUAAUUUCACCCCAAACCCCAACGUUUUCGUCUACAACACAAUGAUUUCUGCUCUUUCAUGCUCGAAGAAGGAUUGCUUUGCUCUGUAUAGUUCUAUGAUUAGGCAGAGUGUUUCUCCGGACAGGCAAACGUUUCUCCACCUGAUGAAAGCAUCGAUUUUACUGUCGGAAGUGAAGCAAAUCCAUUGCCAUAUCAUUGUAUUUGGGUGCCUCUCUUUGGGGAAUUACCUGUGGAAUUCUCUCGUUAUGGUGUAUAUGGAGCUGGGAAGUUUGGGUUUUGCAGAGAAGGUGUUUGAUACAAUGACUGAACCAGAUGUCAGCUCUUUCAACACCAUGAUUGCUGGUUAUGCCAGGAAGGGGUUUAGUUUAGAAGCACUGGAACUGUACUAUAAAAUGGUUGGUGAUGGUAUUGAACCUGAUGAGUACGCAGUGUUGGGUCUUCUAGUUUGUUGUGGUCAGUUAUCAGAUAUUAGGCUUGGGAAAGGAGUUCAUGGUUGGAUUGAGAGGAGGAAACCUGGUUCUUCCUCUAAUUUGAUCCUGAGCAAUGCUCUUUUAGACAUGUACUUCAAAUGCAAAGAACCUGGUCUUGUAAAAAGAGCUUUUGAUAUGAUGAAGAAGAAGGACAUGCGUUCUUGGAACACAAUGGUGGGUGGGUUCGUUAGGCUUGGGGACAUGGAAGCUGCUCAGGAUGUUUUUUAUCAGAUGCCUAAAAGGGAUCUUGUUUCUUGGAAUUCUCUGCUUUUUGGUUACUCGAAGAAGGGAUGUGACCAAAGAGCCGUUAGAGAGUUGUUCUCUGAGAUGUUGAUAGUGGAGAAGGUCAUUCCAGACCGUGUCACUGUGGUAAGUUUGAUAAGCGGUGCAGCAAACAACGGUGAACUAGACCAAGGAAGAUGGGUACACGGAUUAAUGAUCCGCCUGCGAUUGAAAAUUGACGCCUUUUUGGGUUCUGCACUUAUAGAUAUGUACUGCAAAUGUGGUGCCAUCGAGCGGGCUUUCGUGGUUUUCAAGACAGUUCCUGAAAAAGACGUCACUCUAUGGACGACAAUGAUAACUGGGUCUGCCUUCCAUGGAAAUGGCAAGCAAGCUCUGCAACUAUUCGAAGAAAUGCAAGAAGAAGGCGUGACGCCAAACAAGGUCACUCUGCUCGCUGUCCUAACAGCUUGCAGUCAUAGCGGCCUCGUGGAGGAAGGGCUACACAUUUUCAACCACAUGAAGUUGAAAUUCGGCUUUGACCCUGAAACCGAGCAUUACGGAAGCCUUGUUGAUCUGUUGUGUAGGGCAGGGAGAGUAGAAGAAGCAAAAGACUUGGUGCAAAAGAAGAUGCCAAUGAGACCAAGUCAGUCGAUGUGGGGAUCAAUCUUAAGCGCUUGUCGGGGAGGAGAAUAUAUUGAAACCGCAGAGAUGGCUUUAAAGGAAUUGCUCAAGUUGGAACCUGAAAAAGAAGGCGGAUACGUUUUGCUGUCCAAUGUAUAUGCAACCGCGGGAAGGUUCGGUUAUUCAGACAAGACGAGAGAAGCAAUGGAGAUUCAUGGAGUAAAAAAGGUUGCAGGAUACAGUAGUGUAGUAGGAGUAGAUGGAAUUCAUAGCUUUGUGGCUUCAGAGAAGCAGAACCAUCCAAGAUGGCUUGAGAUAAAAGGAAUAUUGCACCAUCUGUGUGAUGAAAUGAAUUCCAAGUUGAAUGUUUUGGACUUGUUAAGAACAGAGAUCAAUUAG
This is a messenger RNA of Eutrema salsugineum, 2211 nucleotides long. RefSeq names its product pentatricopeptide repeat-containing protein At3g04750, mitochondrial. Gene Ontology annotation, molecular function: RNA binding; protein binding. Gene Ontology annotation, biological process: RNA modification. The transcript is spliced from 2 exons. The record is from RefSeq and is a predicted model, not a curated record. NCBI's taxonomy places the organism in Eukaryota, Viridiplantae, Streptophyta, Magnoliopsida, Brassicales, Brassicaceae. The coding region runs from base 241 to 2211 and encodes 656 amino acids.